GUGUAAUUAAGUUCUCAUAUCUGAAAAUAGACAUUCAGAUGGAACUAAUGUGGCAGGAAUUGUCAAAUAUUUGCGUGCAAGUUGUGAAAGAAUUGGGUAUAGGGAUAGGAAUCGAUUCUCAACUCAAAAUUGAUUCUCAAGCACAGAUUACGACGACAGCAAGCGAUGACAUAACUGGUCUUUGGUUUUGUUUUUCAUUGCAUGUUGAUUUUUUCCCUUUUUGUGGAAUAGGUGAAGUUGUACUUUGA
This is a messenger RNA of Ambispora gerdemannii, 248 nucleotides long. The record is from the annotation of a GenBank genome assembly. Lineage: Eukaryota; Fungi; Glomeromycota; Glomeromycetes; Archaeosporales; Ambisporaceae.